UGCUCUUCAGUUUAGGGUGUGGCUACUCCAUUUCAUAACACAAGAAGAUGGAGAGAGGAAGCGUAAGGGCUCUUGUAAUGGUUGGUUUAGUUAUGGGGAUGCUUGUAGGACAGUCCACAGCCUCUUUCAAGGACUGCUAUACCAAAUGCUUCAUUUUCUGUAUAAUCACACCCAACAAUACUGCUUUCUCAUGCUCUCUGGAGUGCUUGAAAGAUUGUGUCAUUCCAUCUCAUCCCUUAGAUAUCCAGACUGCAGAUACCACUUACUUCUGCAAGUUCGGAUGUGCUUCCUCCCUAUGCACCAAUCUCAGCACCAAAAAAAAACCAGCCGGAGAGAAAGUGGAAAGCUGUGUGAAUUCUUGCUCAAACAAAUGCACCGAGUACCACCCAUCUCCUUCAAAGACACAGCAAUUCAAUCCAGCAAAGCCUUGAUAAUAUUCCAACUAUAUUGUGAUCGGGUAUGCUUGAAGAAGUAGUCAUAUAUGUGUAAUCAAUCAAAUAUAACUCCUCGUAUAUUUCCAUACCAUGUUUCUACAGCUUCAGUACUUUAAAUGAAAGAUGAAUGGUUUUGCUAACAGGCAUCA
Messenger RNA from Vitis riparia (riverbank grape), 583 nucleotides. Its product is annotated as thionin-like protein 2. Bases 48 to 431 code for a protein of 127 amino acids. The record is from RefSeq and is a predicted model, not a curated record. The transcript is spliced from 2 exons. Lineage: Eukaryota; Viridiplantae; Streptophyta; Magnoliopsida; Vitales; Vitaceae.